CUAGUGAGCAAGCCACUGGCUCAAAUAUAUGCUUAUUUAUUUCACCCGGUUCGAUUCUCAAUGAAAUGUUUAGUUUGUUGUUCGUAUGCUAGCAGUAGGAAUUUUGGCGCGUUAUCAUGCUCGGCGUGCAAAAUGUUCUUCACUCGAGCAACGAAAAAUUACGCAAAGUUUACCUGCAAAUAUGACAAAAAAUGUUUCGAAAGCUUCACAAUUCUUCCAAAGUGUCAAUUUUGUCGAUUCAAAAAGUGCCUAGAAAUUGGAAUGAGAUUUUCGGAACCGAAACAGCAAUUGUUUAACCUGAAUAAUUCGGUGGAUCAAGAUUUGAUAAUUCUACUCGGAAACCUUGCUGUGAAAGAUGGUGUUCAUUAUUCCAACUUUUUAAACUUCUAUUCUUUGGAGGACCCAAGUAUGGACGAUAUUUUGGCAGAUCGCAGCAGGAUGAAGUUGAUGAAAAGGACGCUUGAAAUCAAAACGAAAUCUCACGAGUGGACAUUUCUGGGCUCCUACUACAAAAUAGCUCAGUUUCUGGACUUUGACUUUGUCAAAACUAUGAGCCUUGCCGAUAGGAAAAUCUUAUUCUCCUACAAUACUCUUCGAAUGGGAUCUCUAUCUCGAUCCAUGCGUACAUACCUUGAUAAACGAGAUUGCCUGAUGACUCCAAGUGGCGAUGACUUAUUUUCACCUGCCGUACGCGGGUUGUUCGACAAAACGCCAGAAAUAAUCAAUAGGAUCUUGUGCCAGGUGGUUGGAAGACUGAUGGAAAUUAAAAUUACAUAUGAAGAAUACUUGCUUUUGAUCAUGAUUGUGUUCUGCAAUCCAUCAAUAUCUCACGAACUGUCCGAUUCAGCACGAGAAACUCUAUCCAAAUAUCAAAAUAUGUAUGCAUCAUUUUUGUUCCGCUUCUGCCAACUCAAGAACCAACACAAGGCGCCAACUCGGUUCAAUGAUAUUCUUUCAAUAUGCAAUGUUAACAACAAAAAUGUGGAAGAUUACUGCUUUGUGCAUAUGAUGUUUCAAUGUAUGGUUCCUGAGUUCAAGUUCAAAAAACUGGUUAAUGAUAUCAUAAUUCGAAGUUAGAAUUGAAAUAAAUAGAAAAUAAUUUGC
Messenger RNA from Caenorhabditis elegans, 1104 nucleotides. RefSeq names its product Nuclear hormone receptor family member nhr-52 (gene nhr-52). Gene Ontology annotation, molecular function: zinc ion binding; sequence-specific DNA binding; DNA-binding transcription factor activity. Gene Ontology annotation, cellular component: nucleus. Bases 61 to 1077 code for a protein of 338 amino acids. Lineage: Eukaryota; Metazoa; Nematoda; Chromadorea; Rhabditida; Rhabditidae. The transcript is spliced from 4 exons. Gene Ontology annotation, biological process: regulation of DNA-templated transcription. The record is from RefSeq and is marked reviewed.